AACAUAAACUCAGUUGAUAGUCUAUACUGUACCUGAAAAGUUUAAUAGCAGUCUAACAAAACGAAUUGAUGUGCGGAGAAAAUGCAGAAUCAGGACAGCAACAACCUUCGCAAUCUUCCCAUUGACAUCGCCUUCGCUCGUCUCGGUGAAUGGCUGGUUGAUCGGAAGAAAAUUCCAUCUGAAUGGAGAAAGAAGCUGGCUUCCAUCAAAUCCAACAUCAUCUCCGCCUUCUCUUCUCUUCCCAAACACACCCAUCCUCUUUUCCUUACCCUCCACCCUCAAGAUAUUGGUUAUUUGGAAGCCAAGAAAAUUUAUGAUAUUCUCCUCAAUUCCACUCCCGAAACCCGUAAUUUCUUUGGCCGCCUUUCAGGUCAUACGGGAACUUGGGAGGCAAUCGUUCGGGCCUAUGAGAAGGACUUUGUUUAUCUCGCUGAAGCUGCUCAACUCAUGGUCCAGAAUGUUAAUUAUGAAAUACCUUAUGAAAAGAAGCAGGUUAAAAAGAUUCAGCAGCAACUAGCUGAACUAGAGCGCAGGGAAGCUGAUAUCAAAAGAAGUGCAUCACUCUCUGCUGCUAAAUAUGCCGAAGCUUGUCAAGACCUUGGACUGCAGGGAACUAAUGUAAGGUUGGAACUCAUAGAAACUGCAAUAGGAUCUCUUCCAAACACAUUUAGCAGAAUACUGGAAGUUAUAAAUAGUGAUUCUAUGUCAAAGUCUAUUGAGUAUUACUCCAACUUUGUUAGAGAUGCUCAUACAGAUAAAGAUAAUACUCCGACAGCUCUGUUAACUAAUCUGAUUAAUGUUCGUGAAAAUCCACCCUUUCUGGAUGUUUCUGUGGGAUCUGAAGUUCUUAAUUCUGUGAAUGCUAAAGCCAACAUCGAUGAUCUGCAUAUUGUGAUGGGAAAUGAAGACACCAUGGACAACAAUAUUGAUUGGGAUAUUACCUUGGACAGCGCUCAGAUUGAUUGGGAUAUUGGCACUGUUGAGGACGCGGACGAUACUAAUGGUUUGGCAUCUUAUGAAAUUAUCACUGCCAGUGAUAUUGAACCAUAUGAUGCUGAAAAGACCGAUCAGACCUCACUAAAUAAAGAUGAUAGCAUGGUUCAGGAGUUUUCUGUUUCUGACAUCUCCUGGGAUAUUAGUGUAGAGAAUCCCCAAAUUGAUGUUAUCAAAGAAUCUGGUUUGUCAAGUGCAGUCCCCGAACUACCUGCACCCGGAUUUAAUGGUACAAAUGAGACCCACAAAAGAAGCCAGUUUUUAGAGACAGAGUAUAGGAGUAAGGUUCUCGAUGACGUAUUUGAGAUUAAGGCGUUUCUGCAUCAAAGAUUGUCCGAGUUGACCAAUGGAGAUACUUUAUCUUUGCAACAUCAAGUUCAAGCGGUUGCUCCAUUUGUUUUGCAGCAAUACAAUUCUGAAGCAAUUCAUACGAUGCUCUCUGAUAUAUCCUCGGCAAUUUCAUUACUCACGAAUAGGAAAACACGAGAUUUAAUCAUGAUACUCAACUCUAAGAGAUUUCUUGAUCGGUUAGUGAGUACACUGGAAGAAAAGAAGAACCAUGAAGUGAAGUUGAAAGAGGCAUUGAAGGACUUGGAAGUGAGACGUAUUGAGCUUCAGAAUUCGUUAUCUUCAUUUUGGCCGAAGCAAGAAGCAGCUCUGAUAAAGACCAGGGAGCUCAAGAAGCUUUGCGAGACUUCACUCUCAACCAUGUUUGAUGGAAGGACGGUCAAUAUAAUUGGUGAAAUUAACACCCUGUUGUUAAACAGUAGUGCUGGUGCCUGAAAAGUUAUACUUGGUGUCUUCUUAUUUAAACUAUGUUUUAUAAAAUUUUCAUGGUGGGAUAUUGUAGUAGUGCCCUUGUCCCCUACUUUGUAUUAGAUAUCAUUACUUUAUAAGUUAUUAAUACAGUUUUCUCCAA
Molecule: messenger RNA, 1912 nt
Organism: Daucus carota subsp. sativus
Lineage: Eukaryota; Viridiplantae; Streptophyta; Magnoliopsida; Apiales; Apiaceae
Product: CDK5RAP3-like protein
Exons: 10
Coding region: 82-1776 (564 amino acids)
Biological process (GO): regulation of cyclin-dependent protein serine/threonine kinase activity; regulation of mitotic cell cycle
Cellular component (GO): endomembrane system
Source: RefSeq, a predicted model, not a curated record